Molecule: messenger RNA, 2471 nt
Organism: Aplysia californica (California sea hare)
Lineage: Eukaryota; Metazoa; Mollusca; Gastropoda; Aplysiida; Aplysiidae
Product: X-ray radiation resistance-associated protein 1
Exons: 18
Coding region: 8-2452 (814 amino acids)
Cellular component (GO): nucleus
Molecular function (GO): protein binding
Source: RefSeq, a predicted model, not a curated record
CGUCAAAAUGGCGCUGGCUGGCGUAAAGUUAGAUGACGGUCGAGGUGGUUUUGCCUCGAAUUGUUUUCCUGUUCGACCAGGUUUUGGAAAAACAAGUGAUGAUGCCAGUGGAGCCUGGUUAAUAGCUCAUCAUGCUGAGCAGCGCCGUAGGUUUAAAGCUGUCCUCUGCACAAAACCUCGGACAUACGCAAGGAUCAAAGAAGAAAGAAAGAAAUCAGAGCUGACAGGCACAAAACUUGAUGCCCAAAAGUUUGAGGAUGAGGGUGAUCAAGAUGAAGAUGGUGAUGAUGAGGAAAAAUUUCUUGAUGGAUUCUUUUUGAUGAAACACUGUUGUGUGGAGGACCCUGCAGAUUUGUGUUCUGUGAACAUUGCAGGAAAAGAGUUGACCGAUGUGAAGGAAGAUGACCUUGCCCUUUUUGAAAAUGUCGCUUAUGUCAAUGCUGGUGAAAACUACCUUCCUUUUGAGGCUUUUCGGGGAUUUCCUGCCUUGAGAGAAUUGGAGAUUCCUCUGAAUGGUCUAAGGAGUUUGCAGAUUGAUUAUACAGACUUCAAUAACCUGGAGAUGCUGGACUUAUCCUACAACAAUCUGUCCCAAGACGACCUGCUGUGUCUGGGGCUGCUGAGUCAGCUCAAAGUGUUGCACCUCACGGGGAACCACUUCACUCGCCUGCCACAGGACAUGGCCAUGCCCUACUUGUCUCGGGAAAAAAACAUCCGCUUCCCGAGGUACAGCAAGCUGGAGGUCCUCCUCCUUGACGACAAUCAGCUGAUGGAGAUGAACAUCUUUGCUGCUCUCGCUGGACUGCCAAAGCUGCGUCACCUGAACAUGUCCAAGAACGAGAUCUUCUUUGUGCCACAACUCAAGUCUGUGGAAGGUCGCGUGGUCACUCAGGACGGCAAGGACAAGAAGCGCCCUCGGAGACCAGGCUCCGGCAGACGAAGCUCACGCCGGUCAAAGUCACGGGCGGCCCAGGAAGCGUCGCUAAUUGACCUUGAGGUCAAGGCUAGUGAGGUCUCGUCUUCGGGAAAAAACCCUGCGGAUGGAAAGGGAGAAUCUAGCUCUGAAGUGAAGGAAGGAAGCAACGUUGCCACUGAGAAAUCAGGAACCCAAGUGACUGAAGGCUCUCACUUGCAAGGCCAAGGCUCUGAUCUUCUUGCGGAGGACUUCACAUCAGGAGACUUGUCUGCUCGCAUUCAAGACUUGGAUCUAGAGACCAGCCGCGGGGAGGAAGUGACGGCAGCGGUUCCCGAGAAAUCUGAGCCUCAGAUGCCACCAUUUCCUGAGCUGAGAUACCUGAAUCUGUCAUAUAACAAGAUCUGUGAGGAGGACGCUCUGCUAGCCGUGGCUGCCUGGCCUAUGUUGAUGGAACUGGACAUUUACCAAAACCCUCUGACCACUGAGAGGAGUGGUGAUCCCCCUUUGCUGCGACGCUUCUUGCAGGACAGGCUUCACAUCAAGCUAAACAGGUCAAAGCCUGAUGAUGUAGUGGGAUUCCUGAAGACGAGCAAAGUAGAAAUACGACCUAAAAACAUCAAGAUCCAAGAAGUUGUGCCUAAAGUCCCGCGACUCACAGUUGAGGAGAAGAUGAGGCUUGAGUUACCUCCCCCACCACUUUCUCAUGCCAUCGAGCAUGGUUCCAGCCCUGUGCCUAUGGACUUUCAUGGCAAGAAGAAAAUGUCUGUUCUGCCUCCAAUCCCGACCACCCCGAAAGAGGAGCUGACAGAAGCCUGGGCUGAGAGGAUCAUGGAGGAGGAAGAGGAGGAGGACGAAGACUCCUACAGCAACGAGAGGGAGGAUACUCAGAUGAGCGCGGCUCAAAGGGACAACUCGGAUACUUUCUUCAUGACUCAGCCUGAUGACAUAGAGGCCAAACACAGUGGCCCGAGGAGGGAACCCUCAGUUGCCGAGGACAGACGAGUGAGAGGAAAAGUCCCGGAGGGGGGUCAGGCCGGUGCUGCCAAGGUCGUGGAUGGCAGGUACAAAGGGUACGAACUCCUGCUGGACAUUGAGGAACUGGAGAAUGAGCCGGAGUUGCCUCCUGCAAAAGAUAUCCAAGGGAAUAUUCGGGCCCUGAAGCACACACUGAGCCACCAGCUGGUUUAUCGUGACCCGGCCAUCGAGCUGAGCAAGGUCAAGAAGAUGGUUCAGGAAUACCGCAGGGCUCCGGUUCCGCCAGCCAAACCUCAUCAGAGCUACCAGGAGAGGAUUGACGACGCUCUGGAGAACCUGAAGACCAGGUCGAUAGUGGAGGAAGAGAAACUGACCACGGUUCUGAAAGAUCGUUCUCGACUCCGCAAACAGUUCCCUGAGGCGGACAAUCUGCUUGGUCAGAUCCAGCGGAAGUACAACGCUGUGCGAGUCCACUCACUGAAGGACGCCAAACAGGCGAAACAGAUCACGGAAUCUGUGCUGAACCUUUUGCCAGACUCAAAACCUGUUGCUGGGAAAUGAGGGAGGAUUAUUUUAAGGA